AUUCAAAUAGUGUUUUGUUAAGCAGUGAUCGCCAUUUUAAAUAUGGGAAACGGAGAAUCAAAAACUAAAAAUAAAACUGAAACUAGUUGCAUACUUGAUAAACUACGAACUGAAACAAAGUUUAGUCAGUCUGAAUUACAAACUUGGUAUGAUCGAUUUCAUCAGGAUUUUCCAACUGGUUACAUAGAAAGAGAAGAUUUUAGAUAUAUGUACUCGACCAUUUCAGGACAGCAAAAUAGUGAUGAUCUAGCUGAUAUAAUAUUCCAGGCAUAUGACUCUGACAAUAAUGGUACUAUAGAUUUUAGAGAAUUUAUGACAACCUUAAGUGUGACGUGUAGGGGAAGCAAAGAGGAGAGACUAAAUUGGGUAUUCGAUAUGUACGAUACUGAUAAUUCGGGAACUUUAAGCCGUAACGAAAUUAUUCACGCAUUAAAUGCUAUAUUAAAGAUGAAGGGUUUUGAAGAUACUGAACAUCUGGCAGCUGUGCAAACUGAAGAUAUAUUCAAACGAAUGGAUGGUGAUGGUGAUGGAAUCAUUACGAGGAAAGAAUUUCUCAGCGUCGCUACACGUCAGCCUGGUAUUUGUGAAGUCUUUAAUGUAAAGUGA
Molecule: messenger RNA, 606 nt
Organism: Dimorphilus gyrociliatus
Lineage: Eukaryota; Metazoa; Annelida; Polychaeta; Dinophilidae
Source: the annotation of a GenBank genome assembly